AUGUCCUCAGCAAUGCAAGGCGACCCUUCUUACCCUCGAAGAAGUACAGGAAGUGCACAUCUGAACAGCAGUGAGGGGGUGGUUUCCAUCCUACCGCACCGCACAGAGGAGCGCUUAGCGCACGCUCGGCGUGCUCAGAUUCCUUCCGUGACCGCAGCUUGCCCCGAGCGCCCCUCUCGGGCGUCGGGCUUCGGCGUCCUGGCUGCCGGCGCUGUGGCCUGGCUGCUCCUUUGGGCAGCCUGGCUGGUCGGCAGGCUCGCCGCGGACUUCAGCGACGCCCCUUUCAGCGCUGGUAAAGGUCAGGGGGCUGAGCGAGUGUGUGCGGAGCUGGGGCGGAGCCAGGCUUUCUUAAAAGAGCACUUUCACAGAGACCUUUUAAUAAAAGUGAAAUUUGGAGAGAGCAUUGAGGACUUACAGACCUGCCGGCUCCUAAUUAAGCAUUCCAUUCCACCAGGACUCUUUGUGGAUCCCUAUGAGUUGGCUUCACUACGAGAAAGAAACUUAACAGAGGCAGUGAUGCUAACAGAAAGUUUUAAUGUAGAAGCCCCUAACUACUUGUCCAAUGAAUCUGCAGUCCUCAUUUAUGCCCGGCAGGACGCACAGUGCAUCGACUGCUUCCAGGCCUUUUUACCUGUGCACUAUCGCUAUCACCGGCCACAUAGGAAAGAUGGAGACACCCUCAUUGUGGUCAACAACCCCGACUUACUGAUGUACUGUGACCAAGAGUUUCCAAUUUUCAAAUGCUGGGCUCAGUCAGAAGUAGCAGCUCCUUGUGCUCCGAAGAGUGGGGAGAUCUGCCGGUGGAAAAGCAUGCAGUACAAAUCAAUCCUUAAGAGUUUGACAGUGCAGGUUCCAGUGGGACUGACUAUACAUACCUCUUUAGUGUGUUCUGUGACGCUGCUCAUUACCAUUCUGUGUGCUACUUUGAUCCUUUUAGCUGUUUUCAAAUAUGGCCACUUUUCCCUGUAAGUUUUGUACAGCUAAGUGUUUUCUAUGAACCUAAUAAAUGAGACAAGAGUGCUCUUUUCAGAACUAA
Mus caroli (Ryukyu mouse) is the source of this 1036-nucleotide messenger RNA. The record is from RefSeq and is a predicted model, not a curated record. Lineage: Eukaryota; Metazoa; Chordata; Mammalia; Rodentia; Muridae.